Quercus lobata is the source of this 471-nucleotide messenger RNA. RefSeq lists its product as uncharacterized. Gene Ontology annotation, molecular function: nucleic acid binding; RNA-DNA hybrid ribonuclease activity. The coding region runs from base 1 to 471 and encodes 156 amino acids. NCBI's taxonomy places the organism in Eukaryota, Viridiplantae, Streptophyta, Magnoliopsida, Fagales, Fagaceae. The record is from RefSeq and is a predicted model, not a curated record. The transcript has a single exon.
AUGGCAAAAAAUGCUGUGGAUGAUUAUGUUUGCUCUACCAGUUGGGAUUCCGACCUAACAAGACCUGUCCCCUCUAAAUGGGUUCCACCACCCCUUGGAAUUCACAAAGUGAAUGUUGAUAAUGCAUCUUCAGAACAAGAUAAUUUUUCCAGUGUGGGAGUUACCAUUAGAGACAACAAUGGUCAAGUUGUGGGUGCUCUUUGCUUGCCACUCCAGUCUUAUUAUUCUACUAAGCUUACAGAAGUCUUUGCAUUAGAGCAAGGUGUCCUUCUUGCUCGAGAACUUCAGUUGCCUCGGGUUAUCUUUGAAUCAGACUCUUUGGCUGUCAUUCAAGCAAUCAAUGAUAAGGCUAUGGGAAGCACCUUUGGGCACCUUAUUCUGGGAAUUUUUCAGGUUUGUGAUUCUUUCGAGUCUUGCCAUUUCAAGCACCUAAGCAGAAACUACAACACAGUGGCUCACGAGCUCGCUUAA